AUGGCAGAACUCCACGGUCGUCCCCCUGCGAACGGCGUCCCGCACGAGGACCGCGGCACUGGGCCCUUCCCCGAUGUCUUGAGCGACACUCAGGUCCUCGGUCACAACGAAAAGACGCAGCCCGACGACUACCUCGACGCCGACCCGUCAAAGGAGAAGAUCCCCGACGUCGAAACCGAAUCCCAAAACUCUGACGCCCAUGUCAUCAAGACUGGCGCCGAUGCGGCCAACUUCUUGCUGUCGAUCCGCGACGACGGGGACCCAGCGUGCACUGUCCGCUCCCUCGUCCUCGGCACCGCCGUGUCCGCGUUCCAAGCGACCAUGAACCAGAUUUACCAAUUCAAACCAACAUCCGUGACCAUCUCCGGUACUUUCAUCGUUCUCAUCAUCUGGUUCCUCGGCCGUUUUUGGGCAUGGGCACUCCCGCGCGGGGACAGACUCCACACUCGUUGGAUUGAACGCCACGGAGACAGCGAACAGAAGCCGUGGUGGCUCACACUCGCCAUUCUCGUCAACCCAGGCCCAUUCCAACUCAAGGAACACGCCGUCGCCGCCAUCAUGGCAUCGUCCGCGUCCAGUGGCGCGGCAGCCGUCUCCGUCUUCACCGUUCAAAAGCUGUUCUACAACACUGGACUCAACGCUGUCACUGUCAUUCUGGCCACCCUCUCCAUCGGCCUGUUUGGAUACGGCUUGACCGGUAUCUACCGUCCCAUCACCGUCUGGCAUGUCGAGUCAGUCUACUGGACCAACAUUCCAACGGUCAAAAUCCUUCAAGCGCUACACUGGAACGACCUCAAAGACUCCAAACCCCUAAGAUGGUUCUGGUACUCGUUCACAGGCAUGUCGAUCUACGAAUUCUUCCCCGCCUACAUUAUGCCGUGGCUCAACUCGGUGUCCAUCCCAUGCCUCGCGUCUAUGAACGCCACCGGAGCAACGGCGAAGGCACUAACCAACGUAUUCGGUGGCUCUCUGAACAACGAAGGCAUGGGCAUCUUCAACUUCUCCCUAGACUGGCAAUACAUCACUUCCAGCGCCGCCACGAUGCCCCUCAAGCUGCAGGCCAACUUUGCCGCGGGUAUUGUCAUCUGUUACAUAGCCAUGGCGACGGUUUACUACACCGACACGUGGGGCGCCAAGGCCCAGCCCUUCAUGUCUACCUCGCUUCGCACGGCAGCAGGUGGGCGUUACGUUGCGUCGUCCGUCUUCGUCGAUGGCAUCCUCAGCGAGACCAAACUAGAGCAAGUCGGGUUGCCUCACCUCGCUGGAACGUUCGUCUGGGGUCUCCUCACCGCGACAAUGGCUAUCGGAGCCCUCAUCGGCCACAUUAUCCUCUUCUGGGGAGCCGACAUCCUGGAAAGCUUCAAGAAGCUUCGCCGAAACGAGAUUGAAGACCGACACCACCAGGUGAUGGUCGAAAGCUACAAAGAAGCGCCCUGGUGGUGGUUUACCAUUGUCCUCGUCGUGUCCUUUGUCCUUGGCAUCGUCGUCGUCGUUGUCGAGGACCUCACCUUGCCCGUGUGGGGCUACAUCGCGGCCCUCACCCUCGGCAUCUUUAUCGCCCCAUUCUCCUCCAUCCUCUACGCUCGCUUCGGUACCGGUAUCGCCACAAACGUCCUCAUGAAGAUGGUCGCUGGCGUCACACAUCCCGGCAGACCCAUUGCCAACCUCUACUUUGGAUCCUGGUCGCACACCGUCAUCUCCCAGUCGCUCAACCUAGCCUCGGAUCUCAAAAUGGGCGAAUACCUCAAGAUUCCUCCACGGGUCAUGUUCCUUACCCAAGUCUGGGGAACAGUCUUUGGCGCCUUUAUCAACUAUGUCGUCAUGGUGUCAAUCGUCAAUCAGCACCACGACCUCUUGGUCAACUCUGACGGCAACUCGGCGUGGUCGGGCUACUACUUCCAGGCCAUGAACAAUCAAGCAGCGACGUGGGCGCUGGCCAAAUACUUGUACUCUGCCGGCAAGCCCUACUUCCUCGUUCCCGUAGGCCUGGCGAUCGGCUUUGGCAUCUGCCUUCUGCACCGCAUCAUUGUCAGGUUCAAGCCGACGGUCUUUGGAUUCGACCUCCGCGAGAUCAACACGCCUCAAGUCCUAGCAUACUCUGGCGUCUUGGGCUACGGCGCCACGCAAACCUGUGUCAUUUGGACCAUGCUCACCGUCGGAUUCCUCUUUCAAUUCUACUUCCGCAACUACCACCCUCGCUUCUUCAAAGACUAUUCGUACUUGGUUGUCGCUGGUUUCGAUGGCGGGUCGCUGUUCAUCCUGUUCAUCCUCUCAUUCGCCGUCUUUGGUGCAGGUGGUCCUCAAAAGCCCUUCCCCAACUGGUGGGGAAACCCCGCGACCGGCUAUCCCGACCACUGCCCCGUGGGUAAUUAG
Messenger RNA from Vanrija pseudolonga, 2373 nucleotides. RefSeq names its product Oligopeptide transporter 8 (gene OPT8). The transcript has 3 exons. Gene Ontology annotation, cellular component: plasma membrane. Lineage: Eukaryota; Fungi; Basidiomycota; Tremellomycetes; Trichosporonales; Trichosporonaceae. Gene Ontology annotation, biological process: transmembrane transport. Gene Ontology annotation, molecular function: oligopeptide transmembrane transporter activity. The record is from RefSeq and is a predicted model, not a curated record. Bases 1 to 2373 code for a protein of 790 amino acids.